AACCCCCAAAAAAAAAUAGGUUUCAUACCAAACUUUAUACAUGUGAAAGAGGUUUCAUAGGAAAACAACACUGCACGAUUUCUUUCUAUCUAUUUUCUGUACAACGAUUGAAACUAUGCAGUGUUGUUUUCCUAUGAAACCUCUUUCACAUGUAUAAAGUUUGGUAUGAAACCUAUUUUUUUUUGAGAGUAUAAUCAAAAUCCAUAACAUGUAAUAGACCAAUAAUGGCAAUAUACUUUACUCUAUAAAUUAAAUAAUUUGUUGUGUCAUUUUUCGAUGAUAUGAUGAUUUCAUUUUCUUGAUAUUCAUUUAUAUCGAUUAUGUUGAAUAUGACCAAUUUUUCAAACUGAAUACAGAAUAAACCCUAUCAUUUCAAGUAACACAAGUAUCUCCGAUAUCAUACUCUACAUACAAACAAUUGUGAAUGGUUAUUGUCGAUUGUUUCCAGUGUCAAUGAAUAAAAUACUUUUUUCUUGUUAUUAAGUGGUUGCUUUAAUGCCAGUUUAUUUUCUGAAACUGUAAAUACAACACCGUCUAAUAUCUAAGUCAAUGUUUGAUUGAGAUUAUCUUUAAAUACGCUUAUUGUGCCCAAUAUCAUAAUUAUUGGCAUAUUUACAGGAAUGAAUUGUACUACAACAGCAAUAACAAUGAUGAAAACAACUAAGUAUCAUUAAAUUAUACUGAUCAUAGUACUUAGGAUUAGAUUACACAAUGUUUCAUUUUCAUCUAUGAAGACAAUUUUUAGAGCAACAUUUUUCAAUGCCUGAUCAAUUAUGGAAACAGUAAUAUUCGCAAUAAUAUGUAUCGACUUUUCUUUUUGUUUCGUUGUAGCUAUGAAACCCUUUAAAUAGUUUCGUAAUUAGAAAACGGUUUCAUGGAAACGUACCAAACUCUCAUUGGUUUGAUACGAAGCCGUUCCGAGGUUUCAUACGGAACCGUAUGAGUCACCGAUUUUUUUGAUUAGUUGCAGGAUUUUGUACAAAACCCUGAAAAGGUUUCAUGGAUUGGUCUUUUGAAAACGUAAGUUUGUACAAAACUCUUCCGACCAAUCAAAAAAAUUGGCGACCAUAUAAAGGUUUUCGCAGCUGCUAGGAAAAACGGUUUCGAAAACUAUAGAGUUUAGAGAAGCGAAACUGUUUCUAAACCCUUCAACAGAAAAAAUAUUUAGUAUGAAACCUAUUUUUUUGAGAGUAUAAUUCAGUAAACAUUUUUUAUCUACUAUUCUCCUUAUUUAAUCACAACUACAAUAAUGUACUCAACGUGUUCUGUAUGUUCUAACUGCUGUAUGAGGCAGUCAGCUCUAAUUUCUCUUUUUCCAUCUUUUGACAGUUUUCUUCAGACGAAAAAUUAUCAAUAUUCUGCACAAUAAUCAAUGCGAUAACAAAAGCCAAAGAUUUAUUAACUUGUAGUACUAACACAACAGCAUAUCAAACCAUAGACGAAUUGAAUAGAGUAUUUCCUGUAAACUUUACAAAUUUAUCAACAUUCAUCGUCAUAUUAUCGGACAAUAACACACUAAACGCUACACAACGGCGAAUAUCUACGAUUAGCGUUAAAUAUAAAAUAAACAAUAAAACAAUCGUUAACCAGGUAUUAACUUUCCCGUAUAUAUCUUAUCAUUUUCUUUUUUUUCUGUUUCUCUAACUCUUUUUGAUGAUCAUAUGAUUUAUUUGUACACAUAAACACCCCCGUAUUUAUUUUAUAUUGUUGGGGAUACUAUUGUUGAUGUUUUGCUUUCAAUAUCACCUGUUAAAAUUGUUUACAAGAAUAUUUUAUUAUUUUAAGUUACUAAAGUACUUGAUCAAUUUGAUAUUGAAGAAAAUCGAAUCUAUAGCUUGUGAUUACUAACUAAUCUUUACCGAUUUAAAAUAAUUUAUAUUUGAGUUUAGUGUAUAGUCUGAAAUAGAGAAUGAAAUAAUAGAUAGUAAUUGAUCUCUCGUUUAAUAAAUUACAUUUAUGUCUCUCGCUAUUAUAAUUCAUUAUCAAUUUUUCAUUUUAGUUAUUACUAUACAAUAAUCUUAUUCCUCCAAAUGUAUUCAAAUGCAACAAGUUUUAUGUUUAUUUAACAAUUUAUACAUUCGAUUUAAGACCAAAUGAAAUAUGUAUUAUUCGUCAAAUAUUUCCUAUAUUUGUUUUUAAUGUACUAUCAAAUCUUGAACUAGUACGUGCUCUAUUUAAUAAAAAACAACAACAUAACAAGACAUUGUCCAAUACUCAAAUUGAACAAUUUCAAGUGAGUUCAAAUUUUAAUUUAUUGUUGAAUCAGACAUAUAUAUUACAUUUAUUAAACUGUUCCAAUCAUGCAUUCUCGUUGAAUUUUAAUAUUGGUAUCAUCAUAAUAAAUCAUCGAUUGAAUAUAUUAACUUUAUCAAAAAAUGUAAAUAAUGAAAUAAUUUUAUUAAUUAAUAUUACGUUAACACAUUCGACGAAACAUUUCAUUUAUCAGAAUAUUCAUUCGUUUAUAGUUUUAUAUCAUCCAACGAUCGUAUCAGAGAAUGUUGAUACACGUAGAAAUAUCAAUUAUAAAAUUGAAUUAUAUUUAGUGGACAGAAGAUUACAUAAUUUUAUCAACCAAUGCAUACUACCACAUUUACAACCAUCAAGCAAUAAAGCAAAUUUUAGCACGUAUGAGCCGAACAUCGUAGAUCCGUAUGAAUAUGAUCGAGUUAAAUUGUUAUCGAUGAAUGUAUUGGAUACCAAUAAUAACACCGUUAAUAUAACAAAUGAUGUCAAUAGUACUUUUCAAACAUAUUAUUAUACAAAGUCAUUUGUAUCUUUUGCACUACUAUUUGGCUCAGCAUUUCUACCCCUAUCAUUCGAAAAACUUGGUCGACUAAGACAUUCAACACCAAAGAUUUUGAGAACUUCGGAUCAUGGUUCCAUUGACAAUUAUUCGUCAAUAUCGAAUUUAGUUAGCGCAUCAAUGACGAAAAUCAGAAAUAUUUUUUCCACAAAAAAUAGUUGCCUUUCUAUAAGUUUUCGCAAGAAUAUUUAUUAUCAAAAUCAUGAAGCGUGUGAACAACGAUUUUCAGGACAUUAUUUGAAACGAAAACGACAAGAAAAUCAACAAACAACCUUAAUGAACAAAAACCUUUUGAAGGAUGAACUAGACUCUGGCUAUUCAUCAUCGGGUAGUAUCGACUCUGAAACUAACGAUUAUCAAUCAUAUACGAAAAAAAUCAUUCAGCAUCGUCCGUCUCAAAUCACAGCCUAUCCAGUCUACGAUAAUUCUACGAUACAAGUACAUUCUCAAGAUGAAAACAAUCAAAUUGCCUCUUCAACCGAUCGACACGGUGAUAUUGCUUCGACAGAAGAUAGUUUAUUAGUUCAUAUAGAUGAUAAACAACGACGAAAAUCAGGUACGGAUUCAAUAAUCUACAAUCGACAACCACCAACAAUAAUUAUGACUCGACCAUCUAAGCAAGAUAAUGAACAACAGCAACAACGUUUAUACAUGCCAAAACGACAUUAUUCUCCUUCAUCACUACAACGUUCGACACGGAUGGAUCAUCGUCUGUCAAGAAAAGACAAUUUGCCGUUGUCAUCACCGUUAAAACCAAUACUAUCAAAAAGACGUUUAACAGAAGCUGAUUUCUCAAGUACGAGAGGUUCAGUUGCCGCUCCGAGUGAAAGUCGACGAAGUAUUUUUUCAUCGAGUCUUGGAAUAGAAUCAUCAUCUCGAUUAAAUCAACCUCGAGUAUUCGACGAUAAAACCGUUGUAUCAUCAUCGUUUCGAAAUGAAAAUACAUCAAAGUUUUUAAUAGGAACAUUAUGGAACACAUUUGCUCUCGUUAACAAUUUAUUUUUACAAAAAGCUCGAAGAAGACGAGAUGCCUUGACAUCAGCUGAUUUAAAUCCAGAUCAGUUAGAACAUUUACAACGUUUAGCACAACUGGCAAAUUAUUACAAUCAACAAGAAGAAACGGACUACGAAAAUGAUAUUGAUAAUGUUUAUCAGCAGCAAGAUGAAAAUACUACUCAUGAAUUAGAAACAAUUAUGCAUGCACUUCAGCAUCCUGGAACAGUUAAUCUUGAAAGAAUUCUUUCCGAUUUACGGCAUCCUAUUAGACGAUUUUCCUCAACAAGUACAACAUCAAAUCUCUUACCUAAACGGCAAUCGGCCACGACAUCCACAAAUACCGACAAGGAUGCAGUUUCAGAACAUGUUCAAGGAAAGAUGAGAACAAUUCAAGUUCAAACAGAUAUUGAAGAAGAAACACAGCACAGGAUCAUGAAGCACGAUCAAAAUCAAUUUUGCUGUUCGUGUCAAGGAAUUCAUAAAAACACCUGUAUCUAUUACGACGAUUCAAUACCACUCGAUUCAGAAAUUAGGAUUUUGGAAAAUCAUGCGUCAAAUAUAACGAGUACUGUAAGUGUCGUGCAUCAAUCAACUCUCAAUUCGGAUCACUUGUCAAAAAUCAUAGCGGAUAUUCAUCAGAAUAAACAGCCAUCGUAUUCGAAUAAGAAGACAAUAAUGAAAGACUCUGCAACAACGACAGAUCCGUCAAUAGAAGGCAAUGGUGGAGUAAAUGAACAUUCAAUUUAUACAAACACCCUACUCAGGCGGAAAAGUGUCAUAGAUUUAGAAAAAAUAUCGAAACAAUCGACAUAUUUAAAUGUAUCAACUCAAUAUAGUCCAUCAGAAACCGACAUUUCACCAGAGUUUAUAAUUUCAAAAGUGCCAGAUCAAGAUCGAAUACGAAUAAAGUAUUCAAAUGCAACGACGCAGUAUAGCUCGUCAGACAAAGGAACUUCACCUAUAGAAUCAACAAUUCUAACAAAAUCCGUUAUUUCUAAAACAACUUCAACUGAUCAAAAUGUUUCGGAUCAGCGGGAAACGGUUUUUCAACAAUUAAAACGAACAAUAUCAAUACGUAAUACACCAUCUGAAUACGAUCUUCCACCAAAACAUGUUACACAAACACAAGAUGAAAAUUUUGAUUUUGAAAGUUCACAUACAGUCCGAAGCCUUGUAUCAAUGUUUGAAUUACCACAAACAAAAUCUACUGACUUUCAGCAGAGGCGAAAUUAUAAGAUCAAAAGUUCUCUUAAUCUUAACAAUCAAUCGAGUAAUGUUCAUCGACAGCAAACGCCUAUAAUUGAUGAAUUUCCAAAAGAAAAUUCAUUAAGUCCACCUCUUGUUGUACCUCGUCGACAGCAAACACCACCGUCAUUAAUCUCAGAUGUGAAUGUAAAAGUAAAUCCAUUAAUAAUUGAUAAUUCGAAUUUUGAUCGACAAAUGUUGAUCAAUCAAUAUGCAACAGAACUAACAUCAGCAAUGUUAGCAAAUGUUAUAUUGACUAUAUCACGUAGUGAAAGUACCGAUAAUAUUCAAACUAAUGAUCAAUCAACCAACACCGAUAAUCGAACACCACGCUUUUCCUCUUAUACAAAUGGAAAUGGAAAAGGUUUAUUAUUUCAAACUCAUACAUUUGUUCCAAAUAUUCACAAGUCAAUCGUUGAAGAAGAUGAAGAUGUUGAAAUUUCUACCAAAAAUGAUACAGACACAAAUACACUUUUAGAUACGGUUAUUGAACAAACUGAAGUAAAAUCAUUUGAUCAUUCACAGCAUACAUUAAUAGCUGGACGAUAUAUCGAUGGUACACGAAGUUCAGAUGAAGAGCAAAAGCAACAAGUUAAAGAGAAUGUAAAUAAUCAAGUUUUUUCUUCCACUCGAUCAUAUUCGACUCGUAUGAGAAAUUCGGUCGAUGAUUCAUGGCGUUUUCAAUAUGAUAAAUCGAGUUCAAGUGAAAAUGAGCCAAGAGAAGUAAACGAAUCUAAUACUCUACAAUAUCUAUCGAAGAGUCAACAAUUUGCGGCUCAUCGAAUGUACGUUAAACCGUGGUUAAAACGGCGUAUUAAAUCAGUAGCACAGUCCUCUGUUCCUCCAGAAGUUUAUAGUACAAAUGUCAUUGAUAGUAAAAUAUCACCGACAACAGACAACGGUAAUAUUUUAGUUCAAAAACAAUCGAAACAUACAAAAUCGUUUUAUAAUAUUAUUGAAGAAGAAACAUUUGCUGAUUUAAAUACACGUUAUGCAUCGCUAUUAACGAUUGCCGUCUAUGUUAAAUCAGUUCAGAGACUACAAUUAUUAAAAGACGAUGUAAUGGUUAUUUUACAUUCACAUUUGACUCGAUUACAUCAAAUGUUUGAAAAUAAUAUUGAAAAAAUUGAACUACCAUCACAAACGCAGGUACUUCAUACAGUUAAUGAUAACGGUAAUAAACGUUAUAGAACGUCAUUUAUCGUUGAUGUCAGUAAUCCAUCGUCAACUUUACAUACGACUGGUAAAGUCAUCUUGGCAAACGAUGUCGAAUGGAAAACGGUUAAAAUAACUGUACGACGAUUUCGAAAAAAAUUUAUUCCAUUUCGUUUAGAUACUGAAUUUGAUCAUACAAAUCAAAUUUCAUCUAAACUAAAAUUAGCUGAAUUAAUUGAACUUCAACCCUACUUGAAACAUUUUGAUAAUUUAUCUCAGCAUCGUGUACAAAAAUAUGCCGCUCACUAUGCCGAAAAAAUUUGA
Messenger RNA from Didymodactylos carnosus, 6523 nucleotides. The record is from the annotation of a GenBank genome assembly. Lineage: Eukaryota; Metazoa; Rotifera; Eurotatoria; Philodinida; Philodinidae.